UUUUGCAUAUAAUGUUCAAUGAGGCAUUUAAAUAUUAUAAGGCGAGGAACCCUGUGCCAAGCCUUCAGAACGUGAUAGAUUUCAGUAAACACAAUGAAAACGGACUAGAUUCCCGGUUGAAGGACAUUUCCGACUCAAUCGUUCGCAAUGACUCCUUCCCCGGUGUCAUCGACAGCAGUUCAUGGCGUGUAUUCGAGGUAGUAGACCGGCCUGGCCUGCUAAUAAUUAGUAAUCCGUUUACGAAACAUGCUCAGCGGUAUUGGAUAGCGCGCAGUUUAUGUCACUAUCCAAAACAACCUAAUCGUACUAACUUCACCGAUUGUGAUAUCAAGAGAUAUUCAACUCACCAUGACUCAAACCAUCAAGAGAUAGUGUUCGAUUGGUGGAGCAUUAGUCAAUCGAUUCAAGAACCACGCGAACGCAGCAAGCUCCUGAAAAGUCUCAGGUGGACCACUUUAGGAUAUCACUACGAUUGGACGAAUAAAAUUUACGAUGAAUCAGCUCGAUCGGAGUUCCCGGAUGACUUAGCUAACAUGUGUCGACAUUUUGCCACUGCACUUGGUUUCGGGCAGUUCCAACCUCAAGCAGCCAUUGUAAAUUAUUAUCCACUCGGCAGUACUCUGGCGGGACACACCGACCAUUCCGAGAGGAACCUUGAGGCACCACUGUUUUCGUUCAGUUUUGGCCAGCCGGCAGUAUUUCUGAUCGGAGGACCCAGCAAGGACGAACGGCCGGAUGCACUGCUGCUGCGAAGUGGCGACGUUAUCGUUAUGACCGAAGCCAGCCGGCUAUGCUACCAUGCGGUGCCGAGAGUUUUCUCCGACAACAGCGAGCUGGUGCAACAGCUCUGGGUCGAGGCGAAACAGCAAGGAGGUCAGUCAUUAGGGGAACCGGAAGGCCAAACUACUCUGGGCAAUAGCGCCAUUUCGACCGCCGUUUGGAACGAUUGCCGUCAAACGGGUUCACCGCAGAGUCAUCACUUCGUUGAUUACAUUAGUAAUAGCCGAAUCAACAUCAAUAUUAGGCAAGUUUUAAAUGAGGGAGAAAAUCAUCUGUAAAUGAGAGCUAUUGCCAGGGCGGGAGGAGAUAUUCAACAUGGGAUUAAAUAUCUAAUUUUCAGCUAUUCGAGGAAAGUUUGUUUGAACAUUGAAUUUUUUGUUGUGAAUUGUGCCUUCUGAUCCUACGGAAUGAGUAAAAUUCACAUGUGGUAUCAAUAGUAAUUCUUUCGUUCUUUCAUUCAACUUUUCCGAACAUGUAAAAUCAUUUGUGUUAGGAUUAGAUUAAUUAUAUCAUGUUUUUUUAACCUAAUAGCGGCCCUUACACGAGCAUUAUUUUUGUCAUUUUUAAUUAUGACUAAGUAAUGAUGUAUUUCAAAUUUGAUAGAAAUCUCGUCUUUACUGCACCAUUUCACGUUCAUUAAAAUGAUAUUAUUUUUUAGUAAUGACAGUUUCAAUGACUCGUGUAAUCAAUGUAAUGAUCAAGGACAACGUUCAAUUUUCAUUUUUGUAAUGAAACAGAGCUUGUAUCGCUUUCGCUUGAAAAGUCUGAAACGAACCCGCAAAGCAAAAUCCUGUUUUACCUACCUAGUGGCACCUUUCUCAUGUUAUUCGUUUUGACGUGGGACGUAUGCACUUUUCGCAGUGCGACAUUUGCACCAAACGAACGCAAAUAAAGUUAUACGCAGAGAAAAAUAUUGUGAAAGUUACUAAAUUUUGCUGUCACCAACGACCAAAUACAAAAGUACAAAACUAGAUAUUUGAUUUUUCGCAGUGGAUUAGUUUGUAUUAAUAUAUGUUAUGACAAAAAUAACAAAUAGUUUUAUUUG
Malaya genurostris is the source of this 1825-nucleotide messenger RNA. It is a transcript of the gene AlkB, whose product is annotated as nucleic acid dioxygenase ALKBH1. The transcript has 3 exons. NCBI's taxonomy places the organism in Eukaryota, Metazoa, Arthropoda, Insecta, Diptera, Culicidae. Gene Ontology annotation, molecular function: broad specificity oxidative DNA demethylase activity; ferrous iron binding; oxidative RNA demethylase activity. The coding region runs from base 12 to 1058 and encodes 348 amino acids. The record is from RefSeq and is a predicted model, not a curated record. Gene Ontology annotation, biological process: oxidative RNA demethylation. Gene Ontology annotation, cellular component: cytoplasm; nucleus.